Theobroma cacao (cacao) is the source of this 1645-nucleotide messenger RNA. Its product is annotated as ubiquitin-associated (UBA)/TS-N domain-containing protein. Gene Ontology annotation, molecular function: protein binding. The record is from RefSeq and is a predicted model, not a curated record. Lineage: Eukaryota; Viridiplantae; Streptophyta; Magnoliopsida; Malvales; Malvaceae.
UUCACCUUCCCUCGCCAAUAAGGCAUCAGAAGGACCCCAACACUAUAAAAAACCCAAAAGCCUACUUCCUCCUUGGUCCUUUUUCUUUUUCUUUUUCUUUUUCUUUUUCUUCUGUAGAUUUGGAGAAGAGUCAAGAAUCUGAAGAGCUUUGAUCAAUCAAUCCAUCAAUGGCGGGGGUGUCGUUGAAGUGUGGGGACUGUGGGGCACUGUUGAAGUCGGUGGAGGAAGCCCAAGAGCAUGCCGAGCUCACCUCCCAUUCCAACUUCUCUGAGUCCACUGAAGCAGUUCUCAAUCUUGUUUGCUCUGCUUGUGACAAACCAUGCCGAUCCAAAACAGAAAGUGAUUUGCAUACGAAAAGAACAGGGCAUACCGAGUUUGUGGAUAAGACUUUAGAGGCAGCAAAACCAAUCAGUUUGGAGGUUCCCAAGGUAGCUACAGACUCAGAGGAGGCUGUUGCUGCAGAUAGCGGCAGCCAGUCUGAAGAGAUGGUUGUGCCGGAAGUUGACAAAAAACUGCUUGAAGAACUGGAAGCAAUGGGUUUCCCUACAGCACGUGCAACCCGUGCUCUUCAUUUUUGUGGUAAUAAUAGCCUUGAGGCUGCUGUGAACUGGGUAGUUGAACAUGAGGCCAACCCAGACAUAGAUCAGAUGCCCAUGGUACCUGUCAACAGACAUGUUGAGGCACCUAAACCUUCUCUUACACCGGAAGAGAUGAAGCUCAAAGCACAAGAGCUAAGGGAGCGUGCUCGCAAAAAGAAAGAAGAAGAGGAGAAGAGAAUGGAAAGAGAAAGGGAAAAGGAGAGGAUUCGAGUGGGCAAGGAAUUGUUGGAAGCAAAGCGUAUCGAAGAAGAAAAUGAGAGAAAACGAUUGUUGGCCCUGCGGAAAGCAGAGAAAGAGGAAGAGAAAAGAGCUAGGGAAAAGAUUCGUCAGAAAUUGGAAGAGGACAAGGCAGAGAGAAGGCAGAGGCUUGGGCUGCCACCAGAAGAUCCUGCUGCUGUGAAACCUUCUGCACCUGUUGUGGAGGAGAAAAAGAGCUCAUUGCCAGUUAGGCCUGCCACAAAGUCAGAGCUAAUGCGAGAGUGUUUGCGAUCUCUCAAGCAAAAUCACAAGGAUGAUGAUGCCAAAGUGAAGAGAGCAUUCCAGACUCUUCUUACAUACAUAGGAAAUGUGGCCAGGAAUCCUGAUGAGGAGAAAUUUAGAAAAAUUAGACUGAAUAAUCAAACUUUCCAGGAUAGAGUUGGUUCUUUAAAAGGUGGUGUUGAGUUCUUCGAGAUCUGUGGGUUUGAGAAAGUUGAAGGAGAUCAGUUCCUGUUUCUAUCAAGGGACAAGGUUGACAUGCAAGUGCUGAACUCAGCUGGGUCUGAGCUGAACUCUGCCAUAAAUAAUCCCUUUUUUGGGGUGCUUUAAGUCGAAAUAGAUUCAUAAACUGUAAAAUGUUUUUUCACUCUGAAAAAGACGACAAAAAGUUAUACAUUUAUAUCUUUUUAGUCUACAUUUAGUUGUUUUCUUUUUUCUUUUUUUCCUUGGUUUUUGUUGAGAUAUGUUGUUAGCAAUGAAUUCAACUAUGGACAAACUGAGAUUUCUCCACUCAUACCUUCAAGUAGCAGGCUUUCGUUAAUGGUUACGGAACCUCAAUAAUUGCCUUA